Molecule: messenger RNA, 792 nt
Organism: Limulus polyphemus (Atlantic horseshoe crab)
Lineage: Eukaryota; Metazoa; Arthropoda; Merostomata; Xiphosura; Limulidae
Product: histone-lysine N-methyltransferase 2D-like
Exons: 7
Coding region: 1-792 (263 amino acids)
Biological process (GO): positive regulation of transcription by RNA polymerase II
Cellular component (GO): MLL3/4 complex
Molecular function (GO): transcription coactivator activity; histone H3K4 methyltransferase activity; histone binding
Source: RefSeq, a predicted model, not a curated record
AUGAAAGUGUAUGAAGUUGGGUUAGAUAUGAGGGCACCACCUCCUCCUCCAACACCUCCACAGCCACCACUACCAGAACUUCAGUGCUUGUCACCUUCUCCAAAGGUUGUCAAAGACCCAGAACCAAUUCCUCAACCUCCUCCCCCUAAACCUAAACCACAGGCUCAGUUCUAUGUGGAUGGAGUAUUUCUGUCUGAAAGUGGAAUGGAUCAAAUCAGGGCCUUAACCAUUGAACAACCUAAAAAACAAAGAAUGCGUAGGCCUAAACACCAAAUAGGUGGACGACCAUUUGUAAUGGGAGAAGACAAAGAUGUUGUUUCUAGUGAUAUUGCUGCAGAUCUAGUAAGUAUGGAAACAGAUGUAAGAAUGGAAGUUGAUGAUGGAGAAGAUGGAAUGAAGGGAGAAGCAACUGAUGCUAACUUAGAGAAAAAGAGGCGACAAAGGAAGUUGCAUAAACUUGGAAUUGGUGGGUUUGUUGCUAGACCAAGAGCUAGAAGCCUUUCUACUAAAGAACAAGGAAAUGAACAGACCACUGCUAGUAUGGAUCAAACAGAUGGGAUGGGUGUUGGAGAUGUUCUGAAAUCUGUUGUUGGAGAAGCCCAUAUUGAACAGCCAAUCCAGGAGAAGCCAAAGCGAAGACGAAGAGUGAAGAAGAAAAACCCUCUUGAAGAAUGUUUCCCGUCAUACUUACAGAGGUGGAAUUAUGAUAAACUUUGUGGGAAAAUUCUGGUAAUUGCACCACACAAGCUUAUUUGCAGUAAACAGCAUCAUAUUGCAGUGUCUCAUAAAUAG